AUGUCACAGCUCGAUGCGCCGACUGGCAAGUAUCGCCAGUAUCUGCCUGAUCUCAAUCUAGAACGGUUUCAAGUUAUGAGUACACAGGAUGCGCAUGAAUAUGCUCAUGCAUUUAAGAAAAUGAAGCAGCCACCAUGGCUGCAUGCGCUAUAUAUGCAUUGGCUAGAUCUUGUGCAGGAACCCUUCAAGGGCGUCACCAGUGACGGCAAUGUACGCCGUGACCUAUUUAAAUUGCAAGACGAAGACGUGCCAAUUGAGGAGAUUGUGUACGCAACGCAGACAUUGCUUUCUUUGCUGGACUCCAAGCAGAAAGACGCUAUAUGCUACCACAUUGAUUCGCCCGAGUGGCGCACAUGGUCAAAUCCAGAGUUCCUUUUAAGCCCCAAGGGUAUUCGACUAGAUGAAGUCAAUAGCAAGGUUCGCGAUGAAGUCAUGAAUAUUAUUAAAACUACGCUUUCUCCGGAGGGCUACGAAAAAGCCGUCAGCGCCAUGCGUAUCAACCAUUUCCUUGGAGAACUAGUUAAGUCGUCCCGAGUCAUGAACGAAUUCUCUUACAACUUCGUACUCUUCGGCAAACCGUCCGCUACUCGGCCCUGGGGCUGGUCAUUCUACGGCCAUCACCUGUGUAUGAACAUAUUUUUGUACAAGGGUCAAAUCAUUGCAUCGCCAUGGUUCACAGGUGCUGAGCCAAAUGAGAUCGAUAGUGGCCCCUGGGCCGGAACUCGAAUCAUGCAGGUCGAGGAGAAACUCGGGUUGGAGCUGAUGCAGUCACUCUCUUCAGAGCUGCAAUCCCAAGCCCGCGUAUACGCUCAGAUGCAUGAUCCGACCAUGCCACCUGGCCGCUGGAAUAAAGAUGAUCAACGCCAUUUGUGCGGUGCCUACCGUGAUAAUCGCAAGGUGCCAUAUGAGGGAAUCCUGGCAUCAAACUUUGACGAAGAGCAGAAAAGACUGAUGUACAGCAUCCUCGAACAGUACCUGCUUUAUCUACCUGCUAAGUCGCGUGCCAUGAAGAUUGAGCAGAUACGCCUCUGGGAGGGUGAGACGUUCUUUUGCUGGAUUGGUGGCUACGGGGAUGAGGACCCUUUUUACUAUCGCAUCCAAAGCCCAGUUAUCCUUGUUGAGUUUGAUCACCACUCGGGUGUCUUCUUGAAUAACGAAGAGUCAAAGAAGUUUCAUAUUCAUACUCUUCUUCGAACUCCUAAUGCUGGUGACUAUGGUCAAGCACUUAAGGCACAAAUUCCGGCUAUUACUGAGAUGUUUGAAUGGGAAGGAAAUGGGUUGGUAGAAUAG
Molecule: messenger RNA, 1290 nt
Organism: Penicillium taxi
Lineage: Eukaryota; Fungi; Ascomycota; Eurotiomycetes; Eurotiales; Aspergillaceae
Product: DUF3500 domain-containing protein
Exons: 2
Coding region: 1-1290 (429 amino acids)
Source: RefSeq, a predicted model, not a curated record